Molecule: messenger RNA, 1179 nt
Organism: Penicillium hordei
Lineage: Eukaryota; Fungi; Ascomycota; Eurotiomycetes; Eurotiales; Aspergillaceae
Product: Cytochrome cd1-nitrite reductase-like C-terminal heme d1
Exons: 3
Coding region: 1-1179 (392 amino acids)
Molecular function (GO): 6-phosphogluconolactonase activity; protein binding
Source: RefSeq, a predicted model, not a curated record
AUGAAGACGUUUUCUAUAUUUUUUUCAGCAUCCCUUUUUGGGCACGCUGCCCUUGCUACGAAGCUUUAUGCGGCAUCGUACGCCGGUCUUGUUACCUCGUUGGACUUUUCCGAGUCCAAUGAGCUAUCUACCCUCUCCCAGACAACAGAGUGCGGCAGCAGCCCAUCCUGGCUGAUGCUGGAUAGUCCCAAUAGUGUCUUGUAUUGCCUCGACGAAGCAAUUGGUGCUUCCAAUGGCACUAUAACCGCCCUGAGAACUCAUCCAGAUGGGACACUGACCAAGCUUGCGCAACUGAAGACUCCCGCCGGCCCUGUCAUGUCAGCCAUGUACUCUGCACCCGAGAUGCCGAAUCGCAAGUUCUUUGCUGUGGCACACUACUCCGGAUCUUCUGUCUCGACGUAUUCAGUGGACCCUGUCCUGGGACUUUUCAAGCAUGAACAAACCUUCACAUACCAGAUGACCGCUCCUGGUCCGGUCGCUUCUCGCCAAGAUGCCCCCCAUCCCCAUGGAGUAGUUGUCGACCCUACCGGACGCUUUGUCCUUGUACCCGACCUUGGAGCCGAUGUUGUCCGCGUCUUCCAGGUCAACUCGUUGACUGGUCUUCUUGGACCGAUCGAGCCACUGGCCGUGAACCCAGGAUCUGGACCCAGGCAUGGCGUGUUUUGGACCCCCCGCGGAUCGAACAGCACAUCAUCAGAUGUCUACUUCUACCUUGUGCAGGAGCUGAGCAACGAGUUGAGUGGGUUCCGGGUCACAUAUUCAGGCAACGGAAUUUCCUUCCGCAAAAUCUACGAGGGAAGUACCUAUGGUGAUGGAUAUUCUCCUGCUGGCUCCAAGGCCGCUGAGAUUGCAAUCUCGCCUGAAAACAAUCAUAUCAUGGUCUCCAACCGUCUCGACAACACAUUCGGCCCAAAUGAAGACUCCUUCGCCGUAUACAUGUGCGCUGACGCCAGUGGAAAAGAGACUGAGAAGGUUUCUUUCCUCGGAUUGUACCCAGCCUAUGGCUCCUCCCCUCGCCACUUCAGCAUCGCAGGUACCCAGACUAUGGUUGCGGUGGCAUUGGAAAGCAGCCAAAGUGUUGCCGUGGCUCAGUGGGACAAGCGUUCCGGGGCUCCCGGAACCCUUCUUGCAGAAAAGAAGCUGGAUGGAGAAAUUCCCUCUGUUAUCUGGGAUCUCUAA